Molecule: messenger RNA, 1659 nt
Organism: Fulvia fulva
Lineage: Eukaryota; Fungi; Ascomycota; Dothideomycetes; Mycosphaerellales; Mycosphaerellaceae
Exons: 1
Coding region: 1-1659 (552 amino acids)
Source: RefSeq, a predicted model, not a curated record
AUGGAAACAGCAGCAGACUUGUUCACAGCUAAGCUGAUCUCUCAGCACUGCAAAAGUAUCCUCGACCGCAAAGACCACGUCAACACCCUCGACCUGCACCACCGCGUGGAGGUUCAGUAUCCAGCUCUCGACCUGCUGAGACAUGGCGACGAGGUAGUGAUUCUGCCAGCCACCAACAUGGAACACCGCUACGACCCUGUACCUCCUCUAGUGCCCGAUGAAGCCGUCACGAUUCACUCCGAUCUGACCGAUAGGAACAACGUUGCCUCUUCCACGGUAUACCCGAUCGAAUACAACGCCAGAGCUCCGAGGAGUCCUAAGUCUUCCGUAUUUGCUUCACUAGGCGACGACAUCCAGCAGUGUCGACAAUAUGCAGGCAAUACAGUGCUCAGGGCCGUGCUUUACGACCGUAGUACGGAAUUCUAUGCAACAGAGAAUAACAUCCGUAUACGAGUAGAACGGACCACUACCUUUCCACAUGGAAUCGCAAGUACUGAGACCAUGGGAACGCAACCAAGGACGUCACAACGCACGUACGAUUGGCCAUUGCGAGAACUGCGCCACACUUUCAAGUAUCAUCCCACGCCAUGGGAUGCUCAGAUCCUCGAAUUAGUCGACAGAUCGACCGACAAAGCUGUCCGACACGUUGCUUCGUUGUGCAGAGCACACGACAAAGCUUUCUUCGAAGAGCUACGUGAAGAUGAACGUGACGAGUGGCGUGGGAAACGUGAAUUCGACUACGGCGCUGUACUGGACAGCAAGGCGAAAGUCAUUCGCAGGAACGACCCUCGGGUGAAGGAUCAGAGCUGUGCGGUCUGUACGGAAGCCUUCGGUCCCAACACAGUACCCGUCGAACUGACUUGCCACGCCGGCCAUGUGCUAUGUCGAGGCUGUCUCCUGUACCUCUGCAUGAGCGCAGAAACCUGGCUCGAGAAAAUCAAGUGCCCACAAUGCAGAGAGCCAGCUUUAUCGUGGGAAGAGAUGGAGGCAGUCAAGUAUGGCGUAAUCAACGGAGACUUCUACUACCAAGAACAAUACACCGAAUGGGAGAACUUCCAACGCUCCUGCGCAGAUCUCGACAAGGAAGACAUCACGAACAAAACCCACACCGUCACCCUAAACGAAACCAACCGCUUCAUCAUCUUCGACAGCUGGCUCUACCUCUUCCUCGAAGACCUCCAAGGAAUCCAAGGCCCCACCCUCGAAGACCGCGAAGUAAUGCUCGCCGUCAAAGACCACCUCAACACCCUGUCAGGCUACAGCAUCCCAGCCAACGACCUCUUCGAGCAAUUGCAUUGGGCCGUCUAUAAACGCCUCCUAUCCGCCUACGAGUCCCACGGCUGGUUCAAAUACCUCGCCCCCCCCCCCCACCACAUCGCCCGCUUCACAGAAGAGCCCGCCUGGAAGUACCUCGAAGACUACCUCCUACGCCCCGGCUACUCCGGCCUUAUCACCCGCUCCCUCAAACGCGCGUUACGGUUCGUAUCACUACGGGAAUGCGAUCGCCGCGGUCCGGGCCAUGAGGGGACGAGACAUUUCCACGGAGGAAGGGCGUUUUUCGAUCUUAAUAGUUAUGUCGUGAAGCUGAGGGGCGAUGUGCCGAGGUUGGAGCGCUGGGAGAGGGACUUUGAGAGGGAGGAUUGGGGAGGGGGCUUAUAG